Glycine soja is the source of this 654-nucleotide messenger RNA. RefSeq lists its product as uncharacterized. Bases 172 to 444 code for a protein of 90 amino acids. The transcript has a single exon. The record is from RefSeq and is a predicted model, not a curated record. NCBI's taxonomy places the organism in Eukaryota, Viridiplantae, Streptophyta, Magnoliopsida, Fabales, Fabaceae.
CCCUAUAUAUGUCUACCCUUUCACUCCAUUUCUUCAAUCAAAACCAAAAACUACAUAUCUGCUAGUAUUUCCUUCUAAUACAUAGUGAGUUACACUAUUAUCAACUUGAGGUUGUGAAGAAUAUUAAGAGUGUGUCACAUCACUUUUACUACAUUUACUUGCAAGAAAUCGAUGAUGAGUUCAAGUAGGAGAGCAUGGACUGUGGCGAUUAGUGUUGGAGUUGUGGAGACCUUGAAGGACCAAGGCCUCUGCAGAUGGAAUUCGGCUUUCAAGUCAGCUCAACAAAGUGUGAAAAGCCAUCUUAGAUCUUUGUCACAGGCAAAGAAGCUCUCUUCUUCAUCUUCUGCUAUGCUUUCUAGCACACUGCAGCAUGGAGAGAAGGCCAAGCAUUCAGAAGAAUCCUUGAGGACCGUCAUGUACUUAAGUUGCUGGGGUCCCAACUGAAGGAAGAGAAACACAAUGGAGAAAAAACAGACCUGUUUUUUGAAUCUAGACCAUGAAGAAAUUGUGCCUAGAGAAUGAGAUUCUCCUUUCCUUUUUGGCUUGUAUCCUUUCAUGUAUAUUACUAUUAUUAUUGUAAUUAUUUGUUCAUUGUGACAAAUUGGUGUAAUCACUAAUCAUGAUGAAUAUUAACUCACAGUCAAAUUUCAACUA